GAUCAGAGACAGAGAGAGUCGAAGAUCUACACGGUGCUGUGAAAAUACAAGUAACCGAAGAGAGGACUCGACCUUUCGAGGAAAAUAGAAAGAUAUCUAUCUGUUUGAAAGUAACGCAAAGACCGGAAGGAUUUACUCCUCGUUUUUCAUCCCUCGUCUCUUUACAAUUGCUCCAAUAAUCUGUCCAACACACGCCGGAAAACGGAAGAACCUGAGAAACAACAAUCUUUCGCGAGGGAGUAGAAAAAUCGUUGAUUCUCUCAUACACGAUCCGGUUUCGUAUUUUCAAGAAAGUACCAACGACACUGCGAUAGAACGUGAUAUCCAGGAUAGCCAGGAUAUUAGAAAUCCGAAUUUCUCUCUACCCGAGAGCCAGAGUUGUUGUUGUUGUUUUUUUUAAUUAAUCCAAUAGGAUCGAGGGAAAACAGAACCAAUAGCCAAGAUGCCGCGGUGUUACAUGGUGAAGAAGGCCCUGUGCAACAAGUAUAUAAGCAAUGUUGCCAGAGGAUUCGAGAGCUGGGGUCGCGGAAGGAGCACGCCAUCACCGACCACCAUACAGAUUCCAGUUUCUCCCAUAGAAGGGAGCGUCGCACCCCCUGUUGCUCAAGAAUGCCUGAGCACGCAGUCCCAAGACACGACUGCGACGACAGGAGCGAAGACGCUCGAACAGAACGUCCCCAAGGAGAAGGUAAACGAGCCUAGCAAUGUGGACACGACGACGACGACGACGACGACGAUAAGCGCCGCUAGCACACCGCUAGCGAGCGAAUCGUCGCCUAUAGCGCGAACUGAGACGUCGGUGAUCAUCAGCACGCCGGCCGCUAGCUCGCCAUCCACCGUGGUAACUCCGCAAACGACAGAAUCGAUCGCCCAGGGCGUCGAGAGCACAACGACCACCACGUCCACGUUGCCUUUCGCCGCUCCCAGAUCACCGUCCAAAACAACAGUUCACACAGACAACGGUUCACACCAGCAACACGCGAACGUGCACCAUCACACGCCACCGGGGGAUCCUUCUCCGCCGUCGAGCACCGCCACACCACCGUACCACACCCCCGUGGAAGAAAUCACGGCGAAUAACUCCACGUCCGUUUCAAGGAUAGGGUCCAAUAAUGGCAUCGUGAUUACCAAUUACGUGUCCCCGAUGUUCAAAGACCGUUCAGCAGCUGAGACCGAGGCUGCACACGAUUUACUAGAGCUCUCAAGAUCGCUGCCCCCGUUACCACCGCCCAGCAUCGCCAUCGGGCCGCAGAGCGUGAUAGAGUCGCCGGCGACUGACAUCCAAGAGAUGACGGUGUACCAACCGGACCAACCCAUCUACCAAGUGAACACCAUCGACCUGGCCAACUCCACCAUCUACGCGCAUCAUCAGCAGCACCAAGCGUCGAGCAUCAUCUACGAGCCGAGCGCGGCGAUAGUCCAGCAAACCGGCAGCGUGUUCAUCCCUCUGUCGCCGGUUCAAGAGAUUCUGCUCACCUACAGCACACCGUCCAUCCCGUGCACGCCGAUCAUGGCAGCCCAGCAGCCACCUCAGCUGCUGCCGGUGCAGCAACCACAGUUCCAUCAGAGCAUAGAGGCGGUGCCGCCGUUAACGCCACCCACGUCCGAGUGCAACAGCGACAUCGAGAACAACAAUCCGAACUCGCAGCCAAGUCAGAAGGACAAGGAGGUGCAAACGGUGACCGAGCAGAACGAGGUGAAACCGGCGAGUUACACGUACGACACUCUGCUGGUGGCCGACGGCAGGUCGAAGAACAAGAAGAUAGCGCCGAUCCAGAAGGCGCAGGAGGCUGAACCAGUCGAGGCGCCUGAGACGUCGAAGAUCGGACGUUACGUCUGUUGCGAGUGCGGCAAACAGUACGCGACGUCGUCGAACCUGUCGCGGCACAAGCAAACACACCGGAGCAUCGACUCUCAGUCGGCGAAGAAGUGCAUCCACUGUGGCAAGGCGUACGUGAGCAUGCCAGCCUUGGCGAUGCACGUGCUGACUCACAAGCUGACACAUAGCUGCGGCGUCUGUGGCAAGAUGUUCUCCAGGCCGUGGCUGCUGCAAGGCCACCUGAGAAGUCACACGGGCGAGAAGCCGUACGGGUGCGCGCAUUGCGGCAAAGCGUUCGCCGACCGGUCGAAUCUCCGCGCCCACAUGCAGACCCACUCCGCGGACAAGAACUACGAGUGCCACAAGUGUCACAAAUCGUUCGCGCUCAAAUCCUACCUGAACAAGCACUUGGAGUCCGCCUGUCAGAGGGAGAACGACGAGCUCAACAACGACCCAGACGCGCCCCAGUAGACUCGCCGGAGUUAGGCUCACUGUUGGCGCUAGUGUCGCUGCACUCCAUCGACCAGGCGACACGUCAGACGAGGAACUUAAAUAAUGCAAGAAGAAACCCUCCAAUUCCAAUCUCUAGGAUUCGAUAGCUGCGGCAAUGACUGCUUCGUCGUGUCCCUUCCUGUACCUGCCAGACUCCUAACAAUUUCACGUUUCUUGAUCAAACGAUGAAGUAGAAACGAGUCGUCCGCGAAACACAAGAAACAACGAAGAACUUCACCGUCGUCGACAGAAGGUGAUUCUUCGUCGUCAACAGCCGCAAUCAGUCAUCGAAUUUCCAGAAUUUCUGGGUAAGCGAAACGAUUUCGAAACUUCGCACUUUGAUUCGCGGUUCAAGUCACGCCAGAAGCUAUCGAGGAAAGGAAAAAGGAAAUUCACCGAAAAGGAGAUUGCGUUCUCGAAAGACGAAACUCCAUAAAGCAGGUGGACAAAACUGAGACAAAACACGAGAGUGCGUCUGGUGGUUGAGUCAACAUUUUGCAUUCUCGUUUCGUUCUUUGUACGAGCGAAGAGGCGGUACGCGUAUAAACUGUGAGAUUAAAGUCGCGUUUCGCGAUAACAGAGGGAGUAACGUUCGACGAAUAUGGAACGUGAAUAGAGGGAUGAAUUGUCGUGAGGUGAGGAGAUGCGUGUUCCUUCGGAUGACGCGAUUCAAACGGCAUUCCUUUCGUCCGCGGACGGUUCGACGAGACUCUGCUCUGCUCUGGUCGUCCGGUGAAAUCGAUAUUCGCGUGGCAUCAAGGGUGGAAACGAAACGAAACGACGCUCGUUCAGUUUCCGAUGAAAGGGCCUGGCUACGUGAUAGAGAUGGGCAACGAACGAACGAACAACGCGGCGAAAAUCGAUGCAAUACUAUCGAGGGACCAUCAAUUUGUGAGUAAAAAUUCAUUUCGAAUCGCCGAUCGUUGAUGGGGAAAACCCGGUCAAUUCCAGUCGAAGAACUUUCGAGAUCCAAUGGAAACAACGUGCGCCUCGCAAUGUGCGCGCCGACUGCCUUGUCGAUUUAAUGAUCUUCUCUCUGAUACUUGAGAGUUCUUUUUUUUUAGAUAUCGUGCAGCAAUGUUUCUUCUGGAAUCUGAUCUGAUACAGGACCGUGAACACGUUGUUAGAAAUAUUCGACUUCUUUCUGGCGUGUCCUAAUACUUUAUAAAACGAGCACAGAUUGAAAGCAAUCGAGAUUUCGUUUUUUCUGAACUUUCCGCGUGCUUUUGUUCAUUUUCUUUUCUCGGCGUUCGUUUCACAAACGAACACGGCAAUAUCUUCGCGACUAGGUAAAAUCGAUAUAUGGCACGUCGUAAGCUGAUCAUUGCCGAGGUGAUUUCGCGAAUUAAGGUUGAUAUUCGAUAGCUAUAUAUAUAUAUAGCCGUCGACGUCGGGAUCGCGAAAAGUUUCCACGCGAACACGUAAUUUCCUCGAGGCAUCCUUUUUUCCCCAAGUUCCAUCGGCGCCUUUGGCGUACAAUGGAAGCGACGGCGGGAGGAUGGGCACACGUCGAAGGUUUUCAUCAACAUUUCACGUAAACUGGACCACCUGUUGAAUGCAGGAAUGACCAUUGAUGGCGAAAGGGUCGCUCUCUCGUUUCGCUCUCCUAAAUUAUAGAACAUCCUCUCCUCGUUGAGUAAUUUCCUCGUUGUCACAAAGUACACGCCAGCGAGACCAACGGCGUUUCUACAUUUUUUUCCUCGAGAGCUUAGAGAUCGUUUAUAAAAUAAUACUCGAAUACUCACGUAUUCACAGACGAACGAGGGAAUCGGGGGAAGAAUUUCUUGAUCCUCGCCCAUCUAGUCAGAACCUUUCAAAUUCGCAGUCGAUCGAUCGAGGGAAUAUCCAAGUCGGAAAAGAAGUCCAACAUCUUCUUCGAUAAUUCCAAUCAUUUAACGAUCCAGCCAGUAAUUUCCAAAUGCGCAAUGUUUUUCAGUUUUAGACGACAGACGCGCAUGGCAGAACGUAAACUUUUCUACGCGGAAAA
This is a messenger RNA of Frieseomelitta varia, 4298 nucleotides long. Its product is annotated as fez family zinc finger protein erm-like. The record is from RefSeq and is a predicted model, not a curated record. Gene Ontology annotation, molecular function: RNA polymerase II cis-regulatory region sequence-specific DNA binding; DNA-binding transcription factor activity, RNA polymerase II-specific. Gene Ontology annotation, biological process: regulation of DNA-templated transcription. Lineage: Eukaryota; Metazoa; Arthropoda; Insecta; Hymenoptera; Apidae. The coding region runs from base 443 to 2290 and encodes 615 amino acids. The transcript has 4 exons.